Molecule: messenger RNA, 411 nt
Organism: Rhinolophus ferrumequinum (greater horseshoe bat)
Lineage: Eukaryota; Metazoa; Chordata; Mammalia; Chiroptera; Rhinolophidae
Product: 40S ribosomal protein S24-like
Exons: 1
Coding region: 1-411 (136 amino acids)
Biological process (GO): translation
Cellular component (GO): ribosome
Molecular function (GO): structural constituent of ribosome
Source: RefSeq, a predicted model, not a curated record
AUGAAUGACACACUAACUAUCUGGACCAAGAAGUUCAUGACCAACAGAUCACUUCAAUGGAAACAAAUGGUCAUGGAUGUCCUUCACCCUGGGAAGGCAAUGGUGCCUGAGACAGAAAUUUGGGAAAAACUAGCCAAAAUGUACAAGGUCACACCAGAUGUCACCUUUCUAUUUGGAUUCAGAACCCAUUUUAGUGGUGGCAAGACAAUUGGCUUUGGCAUGAUUUAUGAUUCCUUGGAUUACACAAAGGAAAAUGAACCCAAACAUAGACUUGCAAGACAUGGCCUAUAUGAGAAGAAAGAGACCUCAAGAAAACAGCAAAAGGAACUCAAGAACAGAAUGAAGAAAGCUAGGGGGCUGCAAAGGCCAAUGUUGUGCUGCCAAAAAGAAAGACUACAGAUUCAUCGGUGA